AUGGCUCACUCAUCAUCCACCCUUUAUUUCCUCAUUUCUCUGAGUGUUUUGAUCCGAACAUACCCAUCCCUUGCACUAUACUGCUACAACACCACCGGAAACUUCACGUCGAGCAGCCCCUAUGCGAAGAACCGUGGCGCCGUCCUCAGCUCUCUAGCCUCCAAUGUGGCUGCACAUGAUGGGUUCUACACCACGAGCACGGGCGAGAAUCCAAACACCAUCUAUGCCAUCACUUUUUGCCGAGGGGAUUCUUCGGCAGAUACGUGCGCAAGCUGCGUGAGCUCUGCAGUCCAAGAUUUGGUCGUUAAGUGCCCUAACCAGAAGGCGGUUUUCUCCUUGGGAAACGCAGAUCCGCCAUGCUUUAUCCGACACUCGGACACUCCAAUCUAUGGGAUACUGCAAACGAGUCCUACAUAUAAGAUGGCCAACAUUGGCAACCACAUCACCAUGAACCAAGACCAGUUCGAUAAGGUGUGGGGGAACUUGACCCAAAGACUAGUGAACAAAGCUGCGGACGGCUCUUCGAGGCUCAAGUACGUCACAGAACAGGCUGGCUUGCCGGACAACAAGGCAAUCUACUCGUUGUUACAUAGUCCCGACUUGUUGCCAAACGAUUGCGGGUGUUGCUUGAGCGAAUCCAUUGAUGAUUACUAUAAAUGUUGCCGCGGAUGGCAAGGUGGCUAUGUUUACAAGCCGAGCUGUAAUUUCCGAUGGGAAUUGCACAAGUCUUUUGAGUCAAGCCCCAGUCCAUUUUCAUCUUCUCCACCUCCAUCUUCUCUGUCACAUCCAGCUACUCCGGCGGCCCCCAGAGAAAAUAUUGCCGAAGUUGUUGUUACCUUCGGAGGAGGCCAGCAGAGAAGGAAUAUGAAGCUGUACAAGAAGGAAGUGGGUAGGCUUCCCAACGGGCAAGAAAUAGUUGUGAAGAGGCUAUCCCAAAACUCAGGGCAAGGCGUCCAAGAAUUUAAGAUUGAGAUUGUGUUGGUGGCGAAGCUUCAGCACCGGAAUCUAGUGAGAUUGCUUGGAUUUUGCUUGGAAGGAGAGGAAAAGCUACUCAUAUACGAGUUUGUGCCCAACAAAAGUCUCGACUACUUCGUGUUCGGUUAG
This is a messenger RNA of Eucalyptus grandis, 1104 nucleotides long. RefSeq names its product cysteine-rich receptor-like protein kinase 14. Gene Ontology annotation, molecular function: ATP binding; protein kinase activity. Gene Ontology annotation, biological process: protein phosphorylation. The transcript has 3 exons. Bases 1 to 1104 code for a protein of 367 amino acids. The record is from RefSeq and is a predicted model, not a curated record. NCBI's taxonomy places the organism in Eukaryota, Viridiplantae, Streptophyta, Magnoliopsida, Myrtales, Myrtaceae.